Molecule: messenger RNA, 5847 nt
Organism: Somion occarium
Lineage: Eukaryota; Fungi; Basidiomycota; Agaricomycetes; Polyporales; Cerrenaceae
Source: the annotation of a GenBank genome assembly
GUCAAACAUGGCGUCAGCAAUUUCUAUCAUCAUAGAUCAGCUAAAGGCAUCAUCGAGUCUACACGACUCAUCUUUCGUGUAAUGGCAGCAUUACAGAGUAACUAAGAGUUACUGAGAUGGAGAAAGACCCCUGAAAGCAAUAUUUUGGUUGGAGCGUAUUCGGUGUUUACGGAGAAGGGUACGAAGACACCGGGAGGGUCGUCGGGGGCGGCGGGACAAACGUGUGCUAGAGUCGGCACGACGCCGGCCGGAGUGUAGCGCGUGUGCCUGGUGAGCGACGGUGGCUGGAAAUGCGCCAACCUGCAGCGGAGUCUGUGCUUUUUCUCUUCGAUGUCUGUUUUGAACUUUCCUCUUCCACUGUCCUACUUCUCAGUCGGAUAGGUCACUGCUCAUUCCCCAUAUAACUGGGUUUUUACUGACUCUUGGUAAAUAGGAUAAAGGGGCCAGUGGCAGUACUUUACAGGCCCACCCUCGAACCGGUUAACUGACUGUGACCAGUUGCGAUCGACAUUUGCGGCCGACACGCGCAUUUUAUACCCAUUUUUGUCGCAAUUCCCUGGGCCUUUACACCACAAUUGACCCCUGCUCAUUUCAAGGCCUUGUGUGUAUACCUCCACCAAGAGAUACCCCUGCUAAGACCCUAUAUAUCCCGAAAAUCAGGAGCUGGAGGAGAGAGGAGUAUAUUCCUCCGUCCGGCACCCCUCGCACUACACAUCCAACACACCGAGGCCACGCAGAGUCUCGCACACGGCGCACUUUUGCCUUUCGUUCCCGUCAUUGGCGUGCUAGAAUAUUUAUCUCGCCGGCAUUCCUGGCUUAUCAUUCGAGUGUCCAACUGUUCCUACCUGCACCAUUCCACCUGGUUGAAGACGCGUGGGGUGUGUUGCACAAGUGACGGCGGCCCUUCUCUGCUAGAGCAUCUUGAGCACUCUGUGCCCCUUUGCUCGAAGCCUCUUCUGCCCGCUCAACACUCGUCGCAUCGCACCCGGAGAACAACGAAGCUCAGCUGACGCGUGUUGUCGCGCCUGCUGUUUGAGUUUGCUUUAAAGCACUCAAUUUCGGAGUCUUCCUGAUCGCGGUUACACUUCACCUCUCGCCGACCUUCCUCCAUGGAGGUCCUAUCUUCACCUCCUGCACCUAUCUCGCUUUCCCCAAGAGCGUCUGAGAGCCCGUUGCUUGCUCGACGCAGCUCGUGUCGAAGUGUUCCUGUCCUGGAUGAUACUCUCUCGUUGUCUUCAUCAUCGCCGACGCAUAUAUUCACUCCGGUACCCAUACCCCUUGCUUCUUCGUCCAACUUAAACUUCGUUCUCACGCCGACUUCGAGUGCGAGUUCUUCGAGUUCUAUGGCUCACGGACCGAUGCCGAUCACUCCCUCACUCUCACCGUCCACUUCAUUCUCGCCAACAACUGCGACAGCGACUCUACGUGUACCUCGCAGAGUAAAAUCUGGGAUCGUCCAGGGGUCGUCAUCAGCGAUGGGUUUCCUCCCAUUCGUUCCAUUGACACCGAUCAUGGCUUCACCUAGGUUGACACCAGACCCCGGUGCGAAUUCCGACGGUAUGAGUGCUGUUGUACAUGAGGAUCGUGAACGUCGAGGCGCACUCGCUUCGGUGAGAAUGGACACCGAGGCUUGUGCUGGUCAACAUUGUUUAGACUCCGAGCAAGAGUCUAACCUGCAGUCAGACACGAGGGGACAGCGCUCGUUGGACCGCUUGAUCACGCCAUCAUGGACGUCAACACCUCCGACACCUCCGCAGAAAAGCGCAUUUGUUUUCGACGCAGGCGGUCCAGGUGUACCUUACACGAGAGUGACCGUUGGUGACUGUCAGCGAAGACAUGGGUUUGAUCAACCUCGACCGGCAUCAAUCGGGGUAUUCCCAAAAGGAAUGUCCAACGGAGACCCAUUCUCCUCAUUGUCGACGACCGCUCAUUACAGAGCACACACUUCUCCCGGCGCGGACGCUGGUCAUCCCAUCGGCGCGCAGCAACAGCCAAAGAUAAUGAAACGAAGACAAUCCCUGCCACCAAACUUCGGAAAGCCUUUACCCCCAAUACCACAUGCAACUUCUCGUUCUCCAUCCUCUCCUUUACCUUCUCAAUUCCUGAAUUCUUACGACGCCACGAACUCCUCACCCACCUCUCCCCGCUCAGGCUCCAUUCCCCGACCUCCUAAUUCUCCAUCACACCAUCUUGUGUCUGGGGUGCAAACAGAUCCAGUGGAGAAUAUCCUCCUCCCUAGUCUGUCUCGAGUCCCUAAGAAGCUCGGAUUGAGGGGCACUAGUCCGCUACGUAUGGGCAUCAUGGCUGAGGAUGCAAAUGUUGUGGAGAAUCCAGAAAGAUUGAACGAUCGAGAGACACUUCCGCCCUUGCACACGUCCGAUUCUUUCGGAUCUUCCUAUAAGUCUGCCCUGUCUAGUCCAGCAUCAAGUCCUCGGCUGCUAGAGUUAAGUCCUCGUUGUUCCAGAGAUGGGGGAAGCGGAAGGAGGUUGUUUCAUCUGGAUGGGGAUGAUGAUGAUGGCGAGGAAGGCGAGGAAGCCAAACUAUCAAGGGAGAGUAGCAUUCAGAAGGAAAAUGAGCAGAUUCGCCAAAGUGUUGAGGUUCCCUUCCGGUCGAAACGGUAUCAUGCCAUUCUGGAGCUUCUGACUACAGAACUUGGAUACUUGACGGACCUGAAGGCUUUGGUUUCUAUUUAUUUGGCACAGUUGGAGGCCCUUAGCAUUCCUAUACCUUCGCCUUCACCUUCUCGUCCAUCACCUUCCUCGCUCUCUAUAUCUGGACUCGCCCGUUCAUUCCCUUCGUCUCGAUCGCAUAUCUCUGCCUAUUCCCAUCAACCUAACACGGCAUUUGUUCUUGGACCUCCCGACACCAGUGAACAUGGACAUAGCCGCCCAAACUCUCCCGAACUAGGAGCUAGGGAACGAGUUAUGAAAUCCGUCAGUCGCAAACCUAUCUUGUCGGAGUCAGAAUUCGCAUUAGUGAAAAGGAACAUUGAUGAUGUUGUGGCUUUCCAUGAGCGAUUCGUCAGUUUGCUGAAGAGUGCUGUCGACCCGUUCGGUUUUGGACAUGUGCUUGAGGGGAACAUGGCGUUCGAUGUGAAUAUGGAGGGUGUCGACGAGGCAGUGAAAGCAGUGGCGGAAGUUUUCGUGAACGAGACAUCCUCAUUUGAGAUGUACCAGGGCUUCUGCCCAGGACAUAAUGAAGCCGCCAAUCUGAUUCGCAACGUCCAAGAUCAGUACCCGGUGGAGUGGGAUGCUUUUGAGCAGCGCUGUUCUUUGUUAGUCGCCCAUGCCUUGGAGAGUCCUGAAUUGCCCUCCCAAUACUCCUCCGAAUCCCUGAGGAAGAAGAGGCGGCACUCCACGCCUUCACUCAGCACACCGCCGCCAUUGACCUACGUUAAUAAAUCGGAGCCCAUCCAUGAACGAACCCGUCAACGUACUGAUGGUUCUCACUCCCAACUCGGAAGGCUGAAGUUCCUCGACUACCUGAUUAAACCCGUUCAGCGGAUAUGCAAGUAUCCUUUACUUCUAGAUCUCCUCAAGACCAAAGGUCCAAGGACUAGCGUCGGAGGCAGUGACACCAUUGAGAGCGCAUGUGCAGCAAUGCGCAAUGUCUGUGGGUUAGUGGACGAUGCGAGCAUGAAGCAAGCGCAUAGUAUCAAGUCGGCUCUCAUCGUUUCGCGAAUCAUGUCCUCUCAGCAUGAGGGAAAGCCAUCAACUUUGAGCUCAGAGUUUUUGACUUCAUUGGGUGCUUGUCUUAUUGCUGGUGCGUUAGAUGUGGUGCAUCAUACCUCUUCGUCUCGCGCGAGGUACCUUGGCGGGUUCCUGUACGUUGGUGGCUACCUAGUUCUUGUCAAGAUCCCCAAGAGCGGGAAGGUGUAUGAGCCCAGGUACUGGUUCUCACUUGCAGGCUUCGACGUGAUUGACGUUGAAGAGGAUGAUGCUGCGUUUCCGUACUCGUUCCACCUUUGCGGCAACGGUCACCACCUACAGUUCGCCGCGGCGUGCCAUCAUGAAAAAGAGAUCUGGUUGGCAGGGAUCCAGGACGCAAUAUCUCAGCCGCCCAACUGGAAAAAUGAACCAGUCUCUAACCUACCUGUCGGGGAGAAGGAGAAAGCAUCUUCAGUACUCGUCGAAGAACCUCAGGAAUAUAACACUACGCCUCUUCCAACCAUCCAGUCUAUGGGUGAACUCGAAGACCAUGACGCCACAGCGCAGAUCCCUCGGACAUACUCCAGGCCUUUCAAGACCAUGUCGAGACUUGAUGGAUCUGCGCUACGAAACGAGCAAACGGGCUCAGGUUAUGUUCCUCUCAGUCGGAGAUCUUCAACCGCAUCGGUGAAGGCAUUCUUCGCACCCCUGACCUUUGAAACCUCGAGUCGUAUCUCUCGUCCUUCGUCGCAAGUUCGUCAACAAGUGGAUCAUGGAUUACACGAUGUGUUCUCUGAUAGCUGUAUCACUGUGCGAUCCCAGGCCCAGAUGCGUGACGGCGAGCUAUUCCAGGUCCGCAAGAAGCUUCAUGCGGGGAUGUCUCGGUCAAACUCCGGCCUGAGUAUCUCCACCGCUAUGAACUUUGCAACGAAGAGGAGGUACGACAGUGUACUCGUAUCGCACAAGCGCAAGAACUCUGCGGAGAACUGCGCAAUGGACGUCACCAGCGAUCCAGAGAAUUCCGCAAAAGGCACGUUGAAGAUUUCUAAGAGGCCACGGUCCUUCUCUGCCAGACGUCAGCCUCGACAGCAUAUUUCAAUAUUACCUCCGGACCCUCAGUCUCAUACCUGUGUCGAAGUUGCAAGUCCUGAUGGCUUGUCCGCUUCACCACCACCUUUCUCCCAACCAUCGUCUGCUUCAUCUUCGAACAUCAAUUCGGCUCUACCCAGCCCUAAUGAUGAACCUCUGCCCCUACCUACACCUCCUGGUGCGUAUCAAAUAAUGACGCGUGCAUCGGACGUCCUUCAGAUCCGAAGGGAGGACUACAAACCGAAGAGAGCACGAUCUAUGGUUGAUAAUGUGCGAUACUUCUUCCACUCCCGCUCGGUGUCUCCUACACCAUCACUUUCCGGUCAUGAAUCACCAACCAUCGUUGUCGCAUCUAUGGACACCGAGCUAGGCUCCCCUGGUGGUUUGGUUCAAUGGUGGAGGAGAGGUUCUCUCCGUCGUCGCGUUCAGAGUUCGCCUGAGAACCCAACUGAAGAAUCUUCCUCUACAACACCCGGUCAGUCUGAUGAUUCACAUAACACCGCUCCUCACGAUCCGCCGCCUCCACCGUUGAAGCCUGACAUGGAUCAAAGUCAAUCUUUACCCAUCUUCGCAGGCUCUCCCCGUCGAGUGGCAUUCACGGAGUCGAAACCUGCUAGGCGACGAUCUCUAUUUACCUCUUCAAUACGCCGAGAGCCAGCUUCUCCUCUGCAGUCUACAGGAUCUGGACCACUGAUACCUCGUAGGACACUCAAGAGCGUUCUAUUUCAACGAUCUCAUUCUUUUACACCAGUUGAUUCAGACAACCGGACUCCAUGACUCUCAUCUUCCAUCACCAUUUCUUAUCCUUUGUUUGUACCUCAAUCUUCUCCCAAGUCUUCCUUCACGUCCUCAUGCACGCAUUAUUUUGAAUUUUAUCACAUUUUUUUUAUUCAUGUUAGAUCAAUCACUUCCACCAAGCACUUCUGCACUUUCCUUGUAUUUUGAUUCAUACCCACUGUACCAUUAGAAAGUCUCCGCGAUUGCACUCCAUGAUUGAUUGCAUUUACCAGUCAGCAAGUCCUAUAUAAUUUCGAGAUCGUAAUGCGUGUAUCAUGUAGGAUAUCGGUACAGAUGGUAUAAUACAGAAACCACGACAUAGCAUGACAAAGAG